Limanda limanda (common dab) is the source of this 1700-nucleotide messenger RNA. RefSeq names its product zinc finger protein 316-like. NCBI's taxonomy places the organism in Eukaryota, Metazoa, Chordata, Actinopteri, Pleuronectiformes, Pleuronectidae. The transcript has 4 exons. The record is from RefSeq and is a predicted model, not a curated record. Gene Ontology annotation, cellular component: nucleus. Bases 31 to 1320 code for a protein of 429 amino acids.
UGGUUUGUCGGUGGUCGUUGCCCGCUCGUCAUGGCGAGCUACCGGGAGUUCCACUCGCAGCUGACGGGCAUCAUGGAGGCUCUGGCCCGGGCGGCGGUGCUGGAGGUCCUCGGGCUGCUGGACGGAGGCUACGCCGGGCUGCAGGAGGAGCUGGGCCGCAGCCGGAGGGAGAACCGGGCGCUGCGGCGGAGGAUCCAGAGCCUCGUCGCCCGGAGCCUCCACCAGGGGGCGGACCUCGGAGCCGAACGAGUCUCACCGACGGGAGCGAGCUCCAAGCGGCCGAGAGCUUCCAGCCGCAAGCGACACAGAAGGUUCACUGCUCCAGAGGAGACAGCAGCAGUGGACGAGGAUCCGUCUGCAGCAGCCGAGGACACGAGCCAUCAGGACGUGGUUCUGAUAAAAGAGGAAGAGGUGGAAACAGACGUGGACGACGAUGAUGAUGAGGGAGAAGAAGAGCUGCUCAACCAGGGCGGCUCCGAGGUGCGGCCCCCAGCAGCAGACGACAGGGACCAGGGACCCUCACUGAUGAGGAUCUCCACCUCGGACAUGAGGCUGUGGGAUCAGACCAGCACCGGGACGUCGGGACCACCAGUCGACCACAGGGACUCCCUGAGUGGGCGGGGCUCCCCGGGUCCCGUGCAGGUCUCUGACAGCAGCUCCUCGGACGUGGCGUUCGACCUGGCGUCGGAGUCGGACUGUGAAGCUCUGUCCUCGGCCUCGUUGAGGAAGCCCUUCCUGCUCGGGGCGGGGGGGAGUCCUGCCUCGCUGCCUGGGACCUCCGAGCUGAAGGGGGGCGUGUCUCUGAUCAGAUCCCUCCCCUACGACACCGAGCUGGACCUCUGCUCCUCGUGGCCUGGGCAGGGCCUCCCCAGCACGGGGCCCGUCCCACAUCGGCCGUAUCUCAAAGCCGACCACCGCCCGACCCUCGUGGACAAAGUGUGUGACCUGAACGCUGCAGGCUUCCCCUGGACCCUGGGCCUCGGCAGCUCCAGUCUGGACCCGCUGGACCUGAACCGGUACUGCAGGGACCGACGCUUCAUCUGCAGCUACUGCGGGAAGUGCUUCACGUCAUCACGGAGCCUGGAGACGCACGUUCGCGUCCACACGGGCGAGCGGCCGUACAGCUGCGCUCAGUGCGGGAAGCGCUUCACGCAGUCGGGUCACCUGAAGACGCAUCAGAGCGUCCACACCGGAGAGCGGCCGUUCGCCUGCGAGCACUGCGGGAAAAGAUUCGCCGGGAAGCAGAACCUCAGGAUCCAUCAGCAGAAACAUCACCCGGCCGAGCAGGAAGCCGCUCCACAUCCUGCUGUGAUUCGCUGAAACACGCAGCGAUGGAUCUGUGCUGAGGAAACGACCGUGAACCGUGAGGGACCACAACGUGUUAAACAGAACUCUCUCCAGGUGAAGACCUUUUACAGAGGUUUGAGAGGAACUGGUGUUUUUACAUAGAAAAACUGAUCCAUAGUUGUGACCGUUUCAUUUAGGCUUUAGUUAUUUUUAACUUUUAUCUGCCUCGGAAACAGAUCGUUGACUGUGAUCUGAUCUUGAUGAAUUCUUACCUCAUGAAGACUGUGGAGUGUUCAGAUCCCGUCAGGACGUCGGGAUCGAGAGCUGCCAGAGGAAAACAGAUUCCUGUAGAAGAAGAAGCAUGUGAAUGUUCACUGGAUGUUUCUCUGGAAUAAAACGUCAGUGAACUGAAA